ACAGUGCACUUCGUUUGCUCACUGGAAUACCUUGUCAGCCACAUCAACAUGCAUAUUACGGUCACCUGCCUGCUGGCUCUGGUAGCAGCCGCUUCGGCGAUUCCGCCCGCGACGCUGUCAUACGUUCCCAUAUCCACCAUCGAAAAAAUCCCGAACCCCAACUACGGAUUCAACUAUGCGGUAAACGACCCGUCAACGGGCGACAACAAGGCACAGUGGGAGACACGAAACGGUGACGUCGUACGAGGAGCAUACUCCCUGGUGGAACCGGACGGCAACGUACGAGUAGUAGAGUACACUGCCGACUCUCUGACAGGAUUCAACGCCAUCGUCAAACGUACUGGACCCAAUGUACACUCUGUGUCGUUAGCUACACCCAUAGUGGCUAAACCAAUCGUUGAGACCAUAGCCCCGAUCUCACCCUAUCGGCCCCUAGUGCCAAUCGCACCUAUCGUUGAAGCAGCUCCCGUCGCUGAAAUCACCCCUGUUGCCGAGGUUCACCACCAGCCCAUUAUAACCCCGAUAAUCGACACUCCGCCAGUGAUCGCUCCCGUGCCCACCCUGGACAUCCUGCCGAUCUACCCGCUGCCGCCGGCCGGCCCGUGGGUGCACCUGUCCGGCACGUCGUACGGCCACAAGGGCAACAUCGUCCGCCGCUGGGCGGCCGGACCUAUCUCACUAGAUGGCAAGACGCUCACCAUCAGAACCAAGCACCAUUAACCUAAUUUAAGUUUCAAAUGUAAAUAAUUCUAUAACUAACUUCUCCGUGUAUAGGUAACCUAUUUAGUUACUCACGGCGCUAGUGUGUUCUUGCAUUUGAAAUUUUCGUGCAAAAAUACACAUAGGUCAUAUUAGAAGUUAAGUUUGAGCGGUAUAAUCCAAAGCAACGAAGUGUACCUGAAUAAAUAAAUACUUU
Messenger RNA from Helicoverpa armigera (cotton bollworm), 916 nucleotides. Its product is annotated as cuticle protein 19.8-like. Gene Ontology annotation, cellular component: extracellular matrix. Lineage: Eukaryota; Metazoa; Arthropoda; Insecta; Lepidoptera; Noctuidae. The record is from RefSeq and is a predicted model, not a curated record. The transcript is spliced from 4 exons. The annotation marks the transcript as partial.